This is a messenger RNA of Suncus etruscus (white-toothed pygmy shrew), 585 nucleotides long. RefSeq names its product proteoglycan 3-like. Gene Ontology annotation, biological process: immune response. The transcript has 3 exons. The record is from RefSeq and is a predicted model, not a curated record. NCBI's taxonomy places the organism in Eukaryota, Metazoa, Chordata, Mammalia, Eulipotyphla, Soricidae. The coding region runs from base 1 to 585 and encodes 194 amino acids.
AUGAAACUGUCUCUGCUUCUGCCCCUGUUACUGUUGGGAAUUGCCUCGGCGCUUCAUCUGAAAAACAAUGAGGCCCAGACAGACCUGAGCCAGGAUCUAAAGUUCUCAGGGGAGAAGAAGGGAGAAUUGGUCCUGCCUGAGGAGGCAAUUCCAUCAGAGGAAGAGGAGCUCAAAGGUUCUGGAGAUCAGGAUUCUUUUGAGGAUGAGUAUCUUGGUGAUGAUGUGGAUUCAGACCUAGCUGACCCUGAAGAUUUUCAGUGCCCAAAGGAAGAUGAUACAGUUCAAAUUUCGGGGACUCCUGAGUGCAAGACCUGCCACUAUGUGGUGGUGAAGACACUCAACACAUUUCACCGUGCGAAUAAUAUAUGCCGGCAGUGCUACAGAGGCAACCUCGUUUCCAUCCACAGCAAUGCAUUCAACUCUCUUCUCCAAAGUUUAGUCCGUGGGGUUAACCAAGGCCAAGUCUGGAUAGGUGGCAUCUACAAGAGAAAGGUAAAUGGGCACCACAUUAUAUCCCAACAACAGGACAUUCUCUUUGACAGUCUCCAGAGCAUCAUGGCCAGCACCAAGCUGGUCAUAACCUAA